AUGUCGUCACCAUCAAAACAAAAUUACGAAGAAUCAAUGAAAAAACGUUUUUGUCCAUUUGAUGACAAUCUUACUCCUCAAUUAAAAAUUCAUAUUGGAUUAAAAGAGUCGGCUGAUAGAGAUGAGAAAGAAAAGGAAUUACAAAAAAUUUACGAUCGAACUAUGCAGAUGUUGAAAAAUGGCCCUAAGAUAACUAAUGCUACUAAUCUUUCAAUAGAAAAUAAGAAAAAUGCUGGUUAUCAUUUUGAAUUGCCAAAAUUCAAACAAAUGAUUCUUACUAACAAUCUUGAGUUGGAAGUUAGUAAGAAACUUAUCCUGCCUUCAGGAAAAAAACCGUGUUCGAAUUGUAAACGAAACAGUGUCAUCGAUAGCAGUUGUUUCCUAUGUAUUGAAUUUCAUUGUUCAGAUUGCCUAAACAUGUGUAGCAAAUGUUCAGAACUAUUUUGUUCAAAAUGUAGCUUAACAAUCUAUGAUGGUGGCGAGCACGUUGAAUGCCUAGCAUGUUAUUAG
Molecule: messenger RNA, 510 nt
Organism: Cotesia congregata
Lineage: Eukaryota; Metazoa; Arthropoda; Insecta; Hymenoptera; Braconidae
Source: the annotation of a GenBank genome assembly